Messenger RNA from Rotaria socialis, 891 nucleotides. NCBI's taxonomy places the organism in Eukaryota, Metazoa, Rotifera, Eurotatoria, Philodinida, Philodinidae. The record is from the annotation of a GenBank genome assembly.
AUGAUGCCGGAAAGUAUAAAACAAAACAAAGGUCGUACGACAUUACAACAUUUAAGCGAACCAUGGCGUUGUUGGAAAGCUAGUAUACCAGGGAAAGUACCACCUUUACCUAUACGUAUUGAAAAUAGGAUAGUACGGUAUGUUAAAGCCAAAGCCGAUUGGUGGACAUCAACAGCACAUUACAAUCGAGAACGUAUACGACGUGGUGCAACGCUUGAAUCUCGACGUUUUUCACCAAUACCAUUUCCACCAUUGGCAUACAAACACGACACGAAAUUACUCAUUUUAGCAUUAGAACGUUUGAAAGAAGCUUACAGUCAAGCAUACAACAAUCCACACGAAGCAUUAUCACGUAUCAAACGUAAUCUUCUAACACAACGUGCAUUUCAAGAAUGCGUAAUUGAAUCUAUGGAUUUAUAUAGUCAUUUAAUACCGGUUUAUAAUGUUGAACCAUUAGAGAAAAUUGCUGAUGCUUAUUUAGAUCAAUAUUCAUGGCAUGAAGCCGACAAACGUCGACUUCUUCCAGCUUGGAUUAAUGCGGCUGAUAGCGAACCACCACCAUUGCUUGUUUACAAAUGGUGUCACGGUAUAAACAAUCUUCAAGAUAUUUGGGAUACAAAUGAAGGUUUACAACGUGCAUCGGAUAUGACUGGUUUACCACAAACAUCCAAUGAUUUCUUAACAUUUCAAGAAGUUAUCAUUGAAAUAGAACAUCCAAUACGGCUUUAUUGUCGAUACAUUGAUCGUAUACAUAUGUUCUUUCGUUUUACAGCUGAAGAAGCCCGAGAUUUAAUUCAACGUUGUUUAACUGAACAUCCUGAUCCAAAUAAUGAAAAUAUUGUCGAUUAUAAUGAUAAAAAUGUUGGUCACGUGCUGCACGCAUGGAGCUAA